AAAACCCACCAUCUACCACCUGCAGCCAUGGAAGGGGGUGUGCAGCUCCUCAACCGUGAUGGCCACAGCAUCUCCCACAACUCCAAGCGACACUAUCACGAUGCCUUCGUGUGCAUGAACCGCAUGCGUCAGCGUGGGCUGCUCUGCGACAUCGUGCUCCAUGUGGGCACCAAGGAGAUCAAGGCCCACAAGGUGGUGCUGGCGUCGUGCAGCCCGUACUUCCACGCCAUGUUCACAAAUGAGAUGAGUGAGAGUCGCCAGACACACGUGACACUGCAUGACAUUGACCCACAGGCCCUGGAGCAGCUGGUGCAAUAUGCCUACACGGCUGAGAUUGUGGUGGGCGAGGGGAACGUGCAGACACUUCUUCCUGCUGCCAGCCUGCUUCAGCUCAAUGGUGUGCGGGAUGCUUGCUGCAAGUUCCUACUCAGCCAGCUCGACCCAUCCAACUGCCUGGGGAUCCGGGGUUUUGCUGACACACAUUCCUGCAGUGACCUCCUCAAGUCUGCGCACAAGUAUGUCCUCCAACACUUCGUGGAGGUGUCCAAGACAGAGGAGUUCAUGUUGUUGCCUCUUAAACAGGUGCUGGACCUCAUUUCUAGUGACAGCCUCAAUGUGCCAUCAGAGGAGGAGGUGUACCGGGCUGUGCUCAGCUGGGUCAAACAUGAUGUGGACAGCAGAAGACAGCACGUCCCCAGGCUUAUGAAGUGCGUGCGGUUGCCUUUGCUGAGCCGGGACUUCCUCAUGAGCAACGUGGACACAGAGCUGUUGGUGCGGCAUCACUCGGAGUGCAAGGACCUGCUGAUCGAAGCCCUCAAGUACCACCUGAUGCCAGAGCAGAGAGGGGUCCUCAGCAACAGCAGGACGAGGCCACGGCGCUGUGAGGGGGCCAGCACCGUGCUCUUUGCUGUCGGUGGAGGGAGCUUGUUCGCCAUCCACGGGGACUGCGAAGCCUAUGACACACGGACGGACCGGUGGCACAUGGUGGCCUCCAUGUCGACUCGCAGGGCCCGCGUGGGCGUUGCUGCCAUUGGGAACAAGCUGUACGCUGUGGGCGGCUAUGAUGGGACCUCUGACUUGGCCACAGUGGAGUCCUAUGAUCCUGUCACCAAUUCCUGGCAACCUGAGGUGUCCAUGGGCACCAGGAGGAGCUGCCUGGGUGUAGCAGCGCUUCAUGGGCUUCUCUAUGCUGCUGGGGGGUACGAUGGGGCCUCGUGCCUGAACAGCGCAGAGCGGUACGACCCUCUGACAGGCACCUGGACGUCCAUCGCUGCCAUGAGCACCAGGAGACGCUACGUCCGGGUGGCAACACUAGAAGGCAACCUCUAUGCUGUUGGGGGAUAUGACAGCUCAUCCCACUUGGCCACGGUAGAAAAGUAUGAGCCUCAGAUCAACACCUGGACACCCAUUGCCAAUAUGCUCAGCCGCCGGAGCAGCGCCGGCGUGGCCGUGCUGGAGGGGAUGCUCUAUGUGGCUGGUGGCAACGAUGGAACCAGCUGCCUUAACUCAGUUGAGCGUUACAACCCCAAAACCAACACGUGGGAGAGCGUGGCACCCAUGAACAUCCGUAGGAGCACCCACGACCUGGUGGCCAUGGAUGGGUGGCUGUACGCAGUGGGUGGCAACGAUGGGAGCUCCAGCCUCAACUCCAUCGAGAAGUACAACCCUCGUACCAACAAGUGGGUAGCAGCCUCGUGCAUGUUCACACGCCGGAGCAGCGUGGGGGUGGCUGUACUGGAACUUCUCAACUUCCCACCCCCCUCCUCGCCCACCCUGUCGGUGUCUUCAACGAGUCUUUGA
Molecule: messenger RNA, 1800 nt
Organism: Antrostomus carolinensis (chuck-will's-widow)
Lineage: Eukaryota; Metazoa; Chordata; Aves; Caprimulgiformes; Caprimulgidae
Gene: KLHL17
Product: kelch like family member 17
Exons: 11
Coding region: 28-1800 (590 amino acids)
Molecular function (GO): protein binding
Source: RefSeq, a predicted model, not a curated record